Molecule: messenger RNA, 527 nt
Organism: Amoebophrya sp. A120
Lineage: Eukaryota; Dinophyceae; Syndiniales; Amoebophryaceae
Source: the annotation of a GenBank genome assembly
CCCUCGUCUUCAACCCCAGCCACUUUGUUGACGAGCAGUGGCGAUUUUGAAAUUGCCAUCACCGGAUACCUCGCCGGAGUAGCGCCGUGCUUGCAUCGGAUGAGCUUCACGUGGUGGGAUCACGUGUGGUACAAUACUUUAAGGAGCUGCUCGGUCUUUAUAAUUUCUUGUUUCACUAUCAUGGCUGCGACCAUCGAAGAUCAUUGACAAUUUAUUAUUUGCAAGAGACACAUACAUACUCGCAACGACUGAGAAUUCUUCUGCUUGCUUCAGGCCACGCAAAGCUUGUUGACGCAUUUGAACCACAGGGCCGAGCUUCACUGCGUCAAGGAGCAUUUUGUGGAAAGCUGGCUGGCCAUGAGAAUAAUGACACAGCAGGCCCUUCAUCUGGGGACCAAGAAGAGACAAGCACCGGGCUCCCGUUCAGUUGAAGAAGCCACGCGAUUCAACAUUUUCAAAGAGAUCUCGCCCGUCGACCCUAUUCGGAAACGUUUGUGCGGCACCUUUGCCAACAACCUGAACCUUCU